This is a messenger RNA of Chelonia mydas (Green sea turtle), 1226 nucleotides long. RefSeq names its product cerebellin 1 precursor (gene CBLN1). Lineage: Eukaryota; Metazoa; Chordata; Testudines; Cheloniidae. The coding region runs from base 352 to 927 and encodes 191 amino acids. Gene Ontology annotation, cellular component: synaptic cleft; glutamatergic synapse. The transcript has 3 exons. The record is from RefSeq and is a predicted model, not a curated record. Gene Ontology annotation, molecular function: protein binding.
CCCCGGCCGCGGUGGGGCGAGUGGCCACAUCCGUCCUUGCGAGCGGCGGGGCUGGCGGGAAGCGCCGCGCUAUGUCUCGGGCUGCUCGGGUGCCUGCUCAGGGGCCGCUUCCCACGCGCCGCGGGGCUUCCCCCCCGGCUCUGGCAUAGAGGGCGAGGGGAGCCGCCCGGGGCAGGGCUGGCCCGAGCGCAGGGGGGCGCCGAGCGGCGAGCGGGAGGGAGCCGGGUUCGCAAACCACCCAGGACGCUGGAUUUGCCGCUGGCCCGGUAGAAGGGGGGCGCGGCAGCCGCGAGCGGCGCCUGGGCUUGCAGCGGAGCCUCCGUGGCUUUUUGCGGGGUAGCGCGCGGCGCGAUGCUGCGGCUGGAGCUCUUGCUCGGCGUGGCGUGGCUGGCCCGGCUGGCGUGCGGGCAGAACGAGACGGAGCCCAUCGUGCUGGAGGGCAAGUGCCUGGUGGUGUGCGACUCCAACCCCACCUCGGACCCCACGGGCACGGCGCUGGGCAUCUCGGUGCGCUCGGGCAGCGCCAAGGUGGCGUUCUCCGCCAUCCGCAGCACCAACCACGAGCCCUCGGAGAUGAGCAACCGGACCAUGCUCAUUUACUUCGACCAGGUGCUAGUGAAUAUCGGAAGCAACUUCGACUCGGAAAGAAGCACUUUUAUAUCGCCCAGGAAAGGGAUUUACAGUUUUAAUUUUCACGUGGUGAAGGUGUACAACAGGCAAACCAUCCAGGUGAGUUUGAUGCUAAAUGGGUGGCCAGUGAUUUCCGCCUUUGCAGGGGACCAAGAUGUGACCCGAGAAGCUGCCAGCAAUGGAGUCCUGAUUCAAAUGGAGAAAGGAGACAGAGUUUAUCUAAAACUGGAGAGAGGAAACUUGAUGGGAGGCUGGAAGUAUUCGACAUUCUCUGGAUUUCUAGUGUUCCCUCUUUAAAUAACUUAUCAUCUGAACAGAGAGAAAGCAGCAAGUCAGAGAGUUUCUUACAAAUUCCCAAAUUGUAGCUGGGUAUGAAAAGCCUUGGACAGCAAACUUUUUACAUUCAAAUAUUAAAGAAGCUAAAUACUGCUUAGGUUUGUGUACAUCUGCUUUGAAGAAUUAUUUUUGUUGUUGCAGCCAACAGAUAGGAGACACUGUAAUUGAUCAUAUCUCCAUUUAUAUUCCCCACCUUCCACCCCAAAUUAGUUAAAAUCUGUGUAUCACUGGUGUAAUUUGCCAUAAUUUCCCCAGUGGUU